AUGUUUAUUUACUUUGAGAUGAAUUUCCGAACAAUAAUAAUAUUUACAGAUUUUUCAAAUCAAUUUCAUAAGAGUUUCACAGAACAAAUUGGGGGCUGCUUCAAACGAGGAAGAGGGUUUCCGCUUCUGUGACUGGUUUGGUGGAGAAGUGAAUCGAAACUAGAUUGUUGGUAUUUGUAGUGGCGUUCAAUUGAGGAAGAAAUAUGUCGGUGACAGCGGGUGUUAGUGAUACUGUAAUAGCCAUUAGGGAUAAGCUGAGAGGUAAAAUUGGGCAAACAAAAGUUCAGCGUUAUUGGCCUGGUAAAGUUCCUGAAUGGGCUGAUGAUGAGAAUGAAGACAUUGCCGCUGCCGAUAUUAGACCCUCCAGGGAAGCUGCCUUGGAGAAAGUAUUUCCUCGUCACGAGGAAGAUACUGCUAUAGUCAGAAAAGAUGAUCGCCGGCUCCGGCGAUUGGCUGAGAGUCGGAUAGAUAACAGGGAGGAGGUGAGGGCUGAUCAUCGCCGCAUUCGGCAAGCUGAGAUUGUUUCCACCAUUGAAGAGGAGGCCAGGAGGCAGGAAGGGUUGGAAUUGGAAGAAGAAGAUGAAAAUGCUUUGGCAGAAAGAAGGAGGCUGAUCAAAGAGAAGUUGCUUCAUAGAGAGCAGGAAGAGGCGCUACCUCAGGAAGAGGAGGAGGAGGAGGAAGAGGAGGAGGAGGAGGAGGAAUCUGAGUAUGAGACUGACUCUGAUGAGGAAUAUACUGGAGUGGCUAUGGUGAAGCCUGUUUUUGUUCCCAAGUCUGAGAGAGAUACCAUUGCUGAGCGCGAGCGGCUUGAGGCUGAGGAACAGGCACUUGAAGAUGCAAGGAAGAGGAGGUUGGAGGAAAGAAGAAUUGAGACAAAGCAGAUUGUUGUUGAGGAGAUCCGAAAGGAUGAAGAAAUCCAGAAAAACUUGGAAAUGGAGGCCAACAUUGCUGAUGUGGAUACUGAUGAUGAAGUCAAUGAGGCUGAGGAGUAUGAGGCUUGGAAAGUUAGGGAGAUUGGUAGGAUCAAGAGGGAUAGGGAGGAUCGGGAGGCAAUGUUGAAGGAAAAAGAAGAGAUUGAGCGGGUGAGAAACAUGACAGAGGAAGAGAGGAGGGAGUGGGAAAGGAAGAAUCCGAAAGCUGCUCCACCACCAAAGCAGAAGUGGAGAUUUAUGCAGAAAUACUAUCACAAAGGAGCUUUCUUCCAGUCUGAAUCUGACGAUAGGGCUUCCACUGUUGGAUCUGAUGGUAUUUUCACACGUGAUUUCUCUGCUCCAACUGGGGAGGAUAAAAUGGACAAGACAAUAUUACCCAAGGUUAUGCAAGUCAAGCACUUUGGUCGUAGUGGAAGAACUAAAUGGACCCAUCUUGUCAAUGAGGAUACAACUGAUUGGAACAACCCGUAAGUUCAAUUUCCAAUCUUCUCUUCUUUCAAG
Vigna umbellata (rice bean) is the source of this 1433-nucleotide messenger RNA. The record is from RefSeq and is a predicted model, not a curated record. NCBI's taxonomy places the organism in Eukaryota, Viridiplantae, Streptophyta, Magnoliopsida, Fabales, Fabaceae.